CAUCAUGUCUACCAAUAAUCUACCUCCGUUCCCCUCUAAUGUGCCAACAGCUCCUCUCGUCCGUCUCUCGCUAUCCAAACUACAAUCCCACGAUGUUGCAGAAUCCCAACGACUCCUCCAAGCAUGUGAAGACAUCGGAUUUUUCUACCUCGACCUUCAAGACUCCACGAUAGGCGCCAAUCUACUCACCCUCGCGGAUGAGCUCUUCACACUAGGCGAGAAUCUCUUCUCCCUUAGCCUAAAAGAGAAACAGAAAUUCGACUUUGCCCGUCAAGACUCCUACCACGGUUACAAAGCACAAGGUGCUGUCGUAGUAGAUCGACAAGGCAACCUCGACGCCAAUGAGUUCUACAAUGUCUCCAAAAACGACAUCCUCGACCUCAUCCCCCCUCUCCCCUCUCCUCUCCUCCUCCGCCAUUCCCGGCCAAUGCUCAAAUCCUUCAUCCACACCUCCCACACCAUCACUAUCCUCCUCCUCAACCACCUCAACACCCACCUCUCCCUACCCCCCUCCACCCUUCCUAACCUCCACCGCCUCUCCGCCCUGAGCGGCGACCAAGUCCGCUUCAUCAAAUCCCCUGCCCCUGUCCACUCCUACUCCACCCGAAAAGCCACCUCCACCCCCACCAUGGGCCCCCACACCGACUUUGGCACCCUAACCAUCCUCUUAAACCGUCUCGGUGGUCUCCAAGUCCUCUCCCCAAACAGUGAGGAAUGGACCUAUGUGAAACCGCUCCCCGGUCAUGCGAUUGUCAACCUAGGUGACGCGAUGGUGAAGUUUACGAAUGGGAGGUUGCGGUCGAAUGUUCACCGAGUUAUGAGGCCGCCAGGGGAACAGGGGGGUUGUACGAGGUAUAGUGUGGUCUAUUUUGCGAGGGCGGAGGAUGAUGUUCCGCUCAGACGGUUGGAGGGGGAGGGGAUUCCGAAGGAAGAAAAGGGAAAGGGAAAGGAGAAGGUGGUGAGUAGUAAGGAGUGGGUGUUGAAAAGGGCGUUAGGGAGGAGGGUAGACUUGGGGAAGGGAGUGGAUUAUGAUGGAACAAGAGGGACGGAGGGGGGCAGAUAUUAGUUCUACAUAUAAUGGCGGUUUGAUCUCUAUAUAAAGGUCUAUUCUGUCUUGAUUGCGG
Molecule: messenger RNA, 1124 nt
Organism: Aspergillus ibericus CBS 121593
Lineage: Eukaryota; Fungi; Ascomycota; Eurotiomycetes; Eurotiales; Aspergillaceae
Product: putative oxidoreductase, 2OG-Fe(II) oxygenase family
Exons: 2
Coding region: 5-1066 (353 amino acids)
Molecular function (GO): dioxygenase activity
Source: RefSeq, a predicted model, not a curated record